AUGCCGGCGGCGGGCGCGGAGGGGGAGGAGGGCCCGGCGGGGGCCGGCGGCGGCCCGGCCGGGGAGCAGGCCGGCCCCGGUACCCUCAAGCUCUGCGGGUACCUGCAGAAGCUGUCGGGCAAAGGCCCCCUACGCGGCUUCCGCAGCCGCUGGUUCGUCUUCGACCCCCGCCGCUGCUACCUCUACUACUUCAAGGGGCCGCAGGAGGCGCUGCCCCUCGGGCACAUCGACAUCGCCUCCGCCUGCUUCAGCUACCACCAGCCCGAGGCCGGCGCCGCCGCCGCGGGGGACGAGGCCGCCGCUUUCGAGGUGCACAGUCCCGGCGGCGCCGUCGCCGUGCUCAAGGCUGCAACUCGUCAGGAUAUGACGUACUGGCUUCAGGAACUUCAACAGAAGAGGUGGGAAUAUUGUAACAACCUUGACGCAGCCAAAAGGGACAGCCGAACUUCCCCUACACCAAGUGACUUGUCCAGAGGUCUCGUUGCCAAAGACAACCCUGAUUUGAGUGUCUUAAGUCAAAAUGCCUCAGCAGAGAGAGCUAGAAAUAUUCUAGCUGUGGAGACUUCUCCUACAGACCUGGUCGGGGAACAAGCAGCUUCCCAACCUGCACCAGUCCAACCAAGUGCCAUCAAUUUCUCGCUAAAACAAUGGAGUGCUGAAAUCAAAAAUUCAGUGUCCUCCUUAAGAAAAGGAAAUAACGAAAACCGCAAGAGCAUAUUUUAUACCACUGAAGAGUGGGAAUUGCUGGAUCCAACCCCAAAAGACUUGGAGGACUCGAUGGCCUUAGAAGAAAAGAGGAAACAUCUGGCAGAAGGAAGUAAAGGACUGACUAGUUCAGCUUUUCCAUUCGAUUUUGGCCGCAUUCCGCACAAAACAAGGCGCCCGUUGAAGGACAUGAUUGCAUCAAGCAAAAGCCGGAACAGCAGUGACUCUUCUCCAACAGACUGGUGUUCUGGUAAUGGCAACAAACUAGUCUCUGAACUGCAACUGAAGUAUCAAAGCCAGCAAGAAGAGCUGGAAAAGCUAAAGAAAGAUCUUUUGAGCCAAAAGGAGCUUGUGCGACUUCUGCAGCAAACAGUCCGUUCUUCCCAAUAUGAUAAAUAUUUCACAAGUCGUCUUUGUGAGGGGGUUCCCAAAGGCAAAUUAGAGCUGUUGCACCAAAAAGAUGACCAGAUUUUAGGUCUUAACAAUCAGCUUGAAAAAUUAAACCUGGAAAAGGAUAGUCUCCAACAGGAAGUAAAGAAUCUGAAAUGUAAAGUUGGAGAACUCAAUGAGCAGCUGGGUAUGUUGAUGGAAACUAUUCAAGCGAAAGAUGAAGUGAUCAUGAAACUCUCUCGUCAGCUCAGCGAAUGUGAGGACAAUACAUACUCUCAAAGUGGAGCAAUAAACUCUUCCAUGGUAACCUGUACUAAUAAGGAACUACAGGAACUGGACAGACUAAAAGACAAUCUUCAGGGUUAUAAGACCCAGAAUAAAUUUUUAAAUAAGGAGAUUUUGGAACUUUCUGCUCUACGAAGAAAUGCAGAAGCAAGAGAGAGAGAAUGGCAGGCAAAGUAUACUAGCUUGGAAGCCAAACUCUGUCAGAUCGAAAGUAAAUAUUUGAUCUUACUUCAAGAAAUGAAAACUCCUGUUUGUUCUGAGGAGCAGGGUCCUGCUCGUGAGGUCAUCACACAGUUACUUGAAGAUGCGUUGAAGGCAGAAACUAGUGAACAACCAGAACAAGCAUUUUUCAAACCACACCUGGUCAGUGAGUAUGAUAUAUAUGGUUUUCAGACUGUCCCAGAGGAUGAUGAUGAGGAGAAACUAGUAGCAAAAUCACGAGCUUUGGACCUGAGAUCUCUUUCUCUCAGUGAAAACAGAGAGAUCUCCACAGGAGUAAAAUGGGAAAACUAUCUUGCAAGCACAAUGAAUAGAGAGAUGAUACGCUGCCUAGAACUAAAGAAUCUUAUUCGAUCUGGAAUUCCACAUGAACACCGUUCCAAGAUGUGGAAAUGGUGUGUCAAUCUCCAUGUUAAAAAAUUCAAGGACAGUACUGCUCCUGGCUACUUCCAAACCUUGCUUCAAAAUGCUCUGGAAAAACAGAAUCCCGCAUCUAAACAAAUCGAGUUGGAUCUCUUGAGAACUUUGCCAAACAACAAACAUUAUUCUUCCCCGACAUGCGAAGGGAUCCAGAAGCUGCGAAAUGUGUUGCUGGCAUUUUCGUGGAGAAAUCCUGAUAUAGGAUAUUGUCAGGGGCUCAACAGAUUGGUAGCAAUCGCACUUCUGUACUUGGAACAGGAAGAUGCUUUUUGGUGUCUAGUAACAAUAGUGGAAGUUUUCAUGCCUCGUGAUUAUUAUACUAAGACAUUGCUAGGAUCACAGGUUGAUCAGCGAGUAUUCAAGGAUUUAAUGAGUGAGAAGCUUCCACGACUGCAUGCUCAUUUUGAACAGUACAAAGUUGACUAUACUCUUAUAACUUUCAACUGGUUUCUUGUGGUAUUUGUGGACAGUGUGGUGAGCGACAUCCUUUUUAAAAUCUGGGACUCCUUCCUAUAUGAGGGACCAAAGGUAAUAUUCCGAUUUGCCCUGGCACUUUUUAAAUACAAAGAAGAGGAAAUCUUAAAACUGCAAGAUUCAAUGUCCAUUUUCAAGUACCUUCGCUAUUUCACACGCACUAUACUUGAUGCUAGGAAACUCACUGGUAUUGCUUUUGGAGACCUGAAUCCUUUUCCAUUACGUCAGAUCAGAAACCGGAGGACCUAUCACCUGGAGAAAGUGCGUCUUGAACUAACUGAACUAGAAGCCAUUCGUGAGGAUUUCCUGCGUGAACGAGACACAUGUGUAGAAAAAAGAGACCUUAUUAGUGAUGAUGAGGAGGAUGGUUGAAACUACUCGACAUAAACUUUUCUUUGGGAUUAUGACCAAAGUGAGUUAACCUCCAAAACACUUUAUUGAUCCUGUCAAACAGAAUGUAAACUAGUUCCUUUGGGGAAAUAUGCAGGACAAAUUUCCAAACCCCAGCACUUUCAGAAAUAUUGCUUUGUAUGGAGGCCAAACACUUCUGUUUACAUUUAUGUUCGUGAAGUUGUAUGUAGAGCACUUAAUAUCUGUCUUGGUUUAGUCAAUCGGCUGGAUUGCCAGAUGUUUCCCUGCAGUGCACUCUCAGUGCCUGCAUGUGAAACAGUAGUGAGAGAAGUCCACGCUCCGUUUUGCUACAUUCAUUGCCAUUCUGUGUUUUUUUUGAUGUAAUCAGAUUUUUUAUUUCUAGUGCAGGUUCAACAUGGGGAGGACAUCACAUGUUUUGGUUUCGGGUUGGUUCAAUAAAUGGCUUUCAUCAUGUUGUCCUUGAAUAAACUAGCCAUUCUUGAGGUUACAAACUAGAUGAGUAUGCAGUGAAGCACAGGAAGUUGUACAUUAUGUUUACUUUCCUAAAGUGACAUGAAAUCAUGUGACAAGUGACCAUGGAUCAUCAAAUGGAACACUUGAAUAUAUAUAUUUAAAGGUAAAAUAAAUGCCUAUUUGUCAUUAAAUGUUCAGUGUAUACUGAAAAAGUGAUAUAAAACAUGAUUUAUGCUUUUCUGGGCAACUGUGUCAAUAAAGAAUCUUGUUAAUGCAAAGGAGUUUAUAGAUUAAAUUCUGCUUAGUCAAUUUUUACUCAGUUUUUUGAUUUAUAGUGUUUCAAAAAAGCCACAACAAAAACCCAACUAUUACAGAAGAAGAAUGGAGCUUGUCACAGGAUCACCAUGUUUUAGUAGAUAACUAGUUGUCUGCCUGUUGAAGGCCUUUUAAAAGAAUUUAACUUUAUGCUUCUUCCUAUUUAGGGCUUAAAGUAAGACAAAGUCUUUGUCUUUAAGAAGAAUUACAGCAUUGUUGUGCAUGAAUGUUUAACUGUUGUACAACAGCGGUAGCGAUAGGUUUCCUAAAACAGUAUUUAUCCAUCAGUCAAAGGAGCCUAAAGGUCACAGCAUGCACACAGAAAUUCAGGAAUCUUUUCCAGCAGGAAAAUAUCGUGAUCUCCUAAUGUGCACAGCUUUUCAUGCACAUCCUACAAAACAGCUCUAAGGAAACAUUUGGAGUGUGUACCUGUAGUAUUUCUGACUGUGGAAGUGUGGCCAGAGGUCAUUCUUUCUCAUUUGAUGACUAGGAAUACUCUUAAAUAGUUCUGAGGAUGAGGAAGAUUUCUUUCUUGCUGGCUAUUCUAUGGACUUUUGGAGUGUUCUUUCCUGAGCUGUUGUAUCUUUAGAUUGUUGGAAUUGACCUAAAUGUUGGGUCUGGAUGGGUCAUGAUAAAACUAGCAUUCAAAUACAAGGUAGCAAAUCACUCAGCUCUGGGAAAGUGGCUAGUUGGCAAAAACCAAAACUGAUGAUCAGGAAUGGUCAAGUACGUCAGACUUCUACAUUGUGUUUUCUUUUGGUUUUCCAAGAACAAGUAGAACUUCUUUAUCAUGUAUACUCAUGCAAUUGUUUUAGAAAACAUAAGUGUGUGCAGGGAGAAAUCCUGCCUCUGUUUCACAGCACCUUUUUUUCUCUUUUUAAGAAUAUAUUUGUAACCUCUUUAAAUAAGCAAUAUUAUCAGUCAGUCUAUCUGGAAGGGAAAUAUUUCAUCAGUGCUGAAUGUUGUAAAUUCCAGGAGUACUUUUGAUAUAAAAUGUAUGCUUCUUACAUGAAAUAUAUUUUUUUAAUUAGCAAAAAGAUCCUUGCCAAUGAGGAACAUAGGGUGUGAUGAUCGUAAUUUGUGUUAUUUGUCUUUCUAAAUGUCCACUAAUUGUAUAUUGUAAGCAGUAGUUUGUUUUUUUUUUUUAUUCCCUAGUUACUCUUAAUUGUGUACUUGAGUUUAUUAGGCAGGUUUUUCAUAUUAUUGCAUGUACUGUAUUUUUUUUUGUUACAAUCAGUGUUUGAGUAUAAAAACGGGACCAGGUUUUCUAAUCUUGUAGUUAUGCUGUCUUGGUUUUGAAAGAGCUGGUCUCUAAAUCAAUCUGUAAUGUCCAUUUUGUAUGUUUGGGGUUUUGUUUUUGUUUAAUCUUCUUUUCAAGUGUUAAGUGAAGUCUUUCUAAGCUGGAGAUCUUCCUUCCAGUGGCAUCAAUUGAAAUGUUAAGAUCAAGAAUUUAGAAGUAUGUAACUACCCUAUUUUUACAAGUCUAUUAUUUAGUUUUGAGUCUUCACUGUGAAUUAGUCCAGUGACUUCAAGAGAUGUUUUUGGACUGAUUUAAUUGAAGGCUUUAAAUUGUGAAGAUAAAACUAACUUUAGGGCAAUUGUUGAGGAAGUUCUCUAGCUGACAAAACAUGACCUGCAAUGUUACAACACCAUUUCUUUUUUACAGUUUUGCCAGCGGUUACAUUUUUGUGUGUGUGUGUUGCUGUGUUUCAUUAUACAAGUUGUUACCCAAUUGUACAGUAAAACUAAGUAGCUCUGUUUCUCAUACCACUAUGUGAAUCUAAUACCUGAAUGUUAGGAAGCUUACAGAAAUCAUGUUGCCUCUGGUUAUUUUGCUAGCUUGUGAAUCUGAAAUGAGUUGAUGCUGUUACAUUCAAGUUCCCAAUGAGCUGUUGGCUUCAUUUUGUUAAGCAUCAUUACUGAUGCCUUAGUUAAAAGGUCAAAAAAUGCAGAGGUUGCCUAAGCUCUGACCACUAAAAAUCUACAUAAAACAACAAGAUACACAUAGCAGGAAGCAACAUUAAGGGAAGCUUGCCUUGCUGUUGUAAAUGUCUUUGGGUGACUUAGCAUUCUAGUGGUGUUUAAUCUGAUAACUUUGAAGAGUAAUAACUAGGCAGGGACAUGAAAGAUACACAGGUGGUAUUUAAUCCAUAUGAGACCAAGUAAAAUACAGUGACUUAGUGGCCUGGAAAAAGCUGAACUGCUUAGAUACCAAGUGUUUGUAUUUAGGGAUAAACUUCUGAAAUGGUGCAGCAGGGUUUAACAUUCAUGCCAGCCACUUAAUAAGAAAUUACCCUGUCAGUGCAAAUAAAGAUUUUUCAGACUAUUUUUUAACUUCAAAGUCAUGCACUUAAGUGCAAAGUAUUCCUAUGUGUGAUUCCCAGUUUGUGAUGUAAAUCCAACCACUAAGUUGCAUCUUGCAGAAUAUUCCUGUCUUCACACAUGUAUGCAUGGCUUUUCAGUGUGUUAAAUGUUCUAUUAUCUUCUGUUAAAUAAGCAAGAAAUUGGUGCACUACACCUCUAGAUACUAGAACUGCGCAGUAUUUCUGCUGUAUCUGUACAUGUGUACAGGUAGUAUUAUCAUCCAGUGUUAUCAGAUUGUUUGGUGUUUUGUUAUUUUUUUACCAACUGUGUAAUCAAUAAAAAGGAUUUUUGUUGCCCUUCAGUUAUCUUCUGUGAGAGAUUCUCCCCUUCCUCUCAGUCUUUGUAAACAUGGUAAGACAUUUCACCAGAAAAGGGAAAGAUUUUUUCUUAAGACAUCAGGAAUGAAUGGUCUUAAAAUCAACAGAGUUCUAUGUUCAGUCAUGCUAAAAUGGUAAAAGGGAAAAUGAAUCAAUUUCAUGACAUGAUGUAACUGUUUGAGUGAAUGAUCCCUUAAGUGCCACGUUAGGAAUGAGCAGUAUGCGGUACAAGAAAUUUGAAUCACAGAAGUGAUGUUAUUUUCAUAAAGAUUGAUGUAAAUAUAAAAAUAAAUUGUUUAUUACUUUACA
This is a messenger RNA of Colius striatus (speckled mousebird), 6623 nucleotides long. RefSeq names its product TBC1 domain family member 2B (gene TBC1D2B). The transcript is spliced from 13 exons. Bases 1 to 2865 code for a protein of 954 amino acids. Lineage: Eukaryota; Metazoa; Chordata; Aves; Coliiformes; Coliidae. The record is from RefSeq and is a predicted model, not a curated record.